ACAAAUUUGGUGGAUAAUGGAGUGGGUGAUUAUCCGUUUACAAGCAAAACAAAACCCAGCACAAGCAUGGGUGUUGCUGCUGUUCCUCUUCUUCCCUCCUCAAUCUUCUUCACUUCCAACAAAUCCAAGCUGAGGAUUAAAGCUAAUUAUGGCAUCAAGUUUAUCACAAACUCCGAUUGGUUCCAAGUGGGUCGACCCAUUGGCAACUAUGGUUUCAUGAACGUCACUACUUCCAGUACCGAUCAAUAUUCACUUGGUGGUGGAUUGAAAACUCAAGAUGUUCAAGAAGGCAGCGUCAAAAUCAGGCUUUAUGAAGGCAGAGUUUCCCAGGGUCCACUUAAACAAACUCCUGUUCUUUUUAAGGUUUAUCCUGGAACACGAGCUGGUGGGGUUGUAGCAGAUAUGAUGGCUGCAAACGAGUUGAAUUCCCACAUGUUCCUUCAAAGCAGUUCUAAAGGUAUUAGUCAGCAUCUUAUGUUACUUUUAGGUGGGUUUGAAACAACUACUGGAGAGCAGUGGCUUGCUUUUCGUGAUUACGGGAAAUCUACCGCAGCAGACUAUGCAAAAGUUGCGAGUGAGAAGGUAUCAAAACUGUCUUCAUGGAAUAGCUUUGAACGAGGCCAGUCAAUGAAAAGAAGACGACGUUUCAUUAUAAAGCUGCUUCAGGGUGCUUUGAGAGGUUUGGCUUACAUGCACGAUCAUGAUAGAUUACACCAGAGUCUUGGACCAUUUUCUGUAUCUCUCAACACAAUAUCUGAAAGUGAAGCUCCUUAUUUGAUUCCAAGACUUAGGGACUUGGCCUUUUCUGUUAGUGUCAGGUACUCGGAACUAGAAGAUUCGGGACCACUUACAGAAGGUCUUUGGGCACGAGCAUCAGCAGCUAGUGCAUUCACUUAUCUAGAGAAACGAGCUUUUGGAAUAGCUGAUGACAUAUAUGAGGCAGGCCUUCUUUUUGCAUACUUGGCUUUUGUUCCAUUUUGUGAAGCUGGUGUAAUGGAUGGCCUUUCCUUGCAAAGACUUUUAGAGAACACUUUCCGACUUGAUCUUGAAGCAACACGAGAGUACUGUAUAGCAGAUGACAAGUUAGUUAAUGCCAUCGAAUUCUUGGAUCUAGGCGAUGGUGCUGGUUGGGAGUUGCUUCAGGCAAUGCUUAAUGCUGACUUUCGAAAGAGACCAACUGCGGAGGCUGUUCUCAGUCACCGGUUUAUGACCGGGGAAGUCCUUUGAAUUUCAAGUUUAAAAAAAUAUGGUUGUCUUUAUGAAAUAUAUUGAUCACGGCUCACCACACCGUUCAUGUUUUCUGUAAAUAUUCCAUUUUUUGGGAAUAUAUGUCUUGAAUUUGCACUGCUUGGUUACAAGCAGGAAUACUAUUGUAAAUAUUAUUAUAUUAUCAUAUUUGCAUAGUUAAUAUACAGGGCACAAUCCUUUUGUAGGUUUGAUGCGUUUCAA
Molecule: messenger RNA, 1449 nt
Organism: Medicago truncatula (barrel medic)
Lineage: Eukaryota; Viridiplantae; Streptophyta; Magnoliopsida; Fabales; Fabaceae
Exons: 11
Coding region: 67-1227 (386 amino acids)
Biological process (GO): protein phosphorylation
Cellular component (GO): chloroplast
Molecular function (GO): protein kinase activity; ATP binding
Source: RefSeq, a predicted model, not a curated record